This is a messenger RNA of Manis pentadactyla (Chinese pangolin), 2723 nucleotides long. It is a transcript of the gene PGRMC2, whose product is annotated as progesterone receptor membrane component 2. Lineage: Eukaryota; Metazoa; Chordata; Mammalia; Pholidota; Manidae. Bases 30 to 695 code for a protein of 221 amino acids. The transcript is spliced from 3 exons. Gene Ontology annotation, cellular component: membrane; endomembrane system. The record is from RefSeq and is a predicted model, not a curated record.
GAGAAGGAGGAAGGCGCUGACGGGCAGUGAUGGCGGCGGGUGAUGGGGACGUGAAGCUAGGCACCCUGGGGAGUGGCAGCGAGAGCAGCAGCGACGGCGGCAGCGAGAGCCCGGGCGGCGCAGGAGCAGAAGGGGGUGGCUGGGUGGCAGCGGCGUUGGCGCUUCUGACGGGGGGCGGGGAGAUGCUGCUGAACGUGGCGCUGGUGGCGCUGGUGCUUCUGGGGGCCUACCGGCUGUGGGUGCGCUGGGGGCGGCGGGGUACUGGGGCCAGGGCCGGGACGGGCGAGGAGAGCCCCGCCGCCUCUCUGCCUCGUAUGAAGAAGCGGGACUUCAGCUUGGAGCAGCUGCGCCAGUACGACGGGUCCCGCACCCCGCGCAUCCUGCUCGCGGUCAAUGGGAAAGUCUUCGACGUGACCAAAGGCAGCAAGUUCUACGGCCCGGCUGGUCCAUAUGGAAUAUUUGCUGGAAGGGAUGCCUCCAGAGGACUAGCAACAUUUUGCCUAGAUAAAGAUGCACUUAAAGAGGAAUAUGAUGAUCUCUCAGAUUUGAAUGCUGUACAAAUGGAGAGUGUGCGAGAAUGGGAAAUGCAAUUUAAAGAAAAAUAUGAUUAUGUAGGCAGACUCCUAAAACCAGGGGAAGAACCAUCAGAAUAUACAGAUGAAGAAGAUACCAAGGAUCACAAUAAACAGGAUUGAACUUUGUAAACAACCAAAGUCAGGGGCCUUCAGAACUGCAACUCUUACUCUUUCACAGAAUGUCCAGCGUCCUUGGGUUGGUUCACCUGCUGCAAAAAACAUUCAACAUAUUGUGUACAAGCUAAAUGAGUCUCCGGUGAAGAUUUGAAUACUAGACCUUAUUUCUGCUGCCACACUCACUUGUUGCAGUUGUUUGUAAUGUCUGGUGGGCCUUCAUCAUCCUAAAAAGGAGGAGACAGGGAUUUUUUAAAGAGUAAGAAAGUCAUUAGGUUACUUUCUUUUCUUUUUUUUAAAUCAGAGACAACCAGAUAUGUGUUUGCUACUUAAGUGUACAAAUCUCCUCAAAAAAAAAACAGCAAGGGAUUGCUGUUCCAUGUGCUGUAUUUCUGUUUUAACAUUGAGGGUGAGAGGAGGCCUGGGCAGUAGACGUGGGAGCACACAUCCAUUGGAGUAGUUUAGGCUACUGAAACAUGACAAUGUGAAUUCCCAGACUUUCUUUUUGUGUUUUGUUAGGGAAAAGGAAAAACCUUUAUUUCUAAAUCUUUGGAAAUUAGAAGGGAUUUCAAGUGGAUUUAAGUGAAAGCUAUUCCCCAACAGUAAGAACAUUUAAAACUAGUUUAUUCCUUCCCUGCCCCUAUAUCAAAUCAAUAUUAAUUGUGCCUUAUUUCACUUAUAUAGACUUGAAUUAUUUUUAGGGAAAGCCCCUAUGUGAAUUCAGAAGUCACUACAAGCAGCAUUAAGCCUGAAAUUUAAAUAUUCUGUUGACUGUAAAACCUUGAUGUCAUUCUGUGUAUAUAGAAUGUAAAAGGAAUAUUCAGUGUUACUGCCAUAUGUUAAUAUACACAAACUUAAUUAGCAUUGUAAUGGCCAAAUGCAUUCCCCCCAUGCUUUUGUCUUUUCAAAAGAAUUGAAAAACAAAUCAACACCUCUGUCCCCCAACAGCUGCCUAAGUUUAGGAAUCUGACUCACGUCUCACUGGUGUGGGUUCAUGGGGCUGUAGUAUGGGUGUUGUAUGGGUGUGUCUGUGUGUGAGAGCGCCUUGGAAGGGACUUGCAGAUACUGUAAAUACCAGUACCGUUUUAAUAAAGCAUGUACAAUAAACCAAAUAAGCUUGAGUUGGACUUUAUAUACAAACUGUAAGCCAGUGCAUUAUGACACGGUAGUCAAGAUUGUGCAUUUGAUUCAAGAUACAGAACAAUCUCAGAAAUGAAAAGCAGGCACUGGUGUGAACUAAGUCGUACACAUUGUACCACAUUCAUUGUAACUGUAGGAAGACAUGUUCCACUUUGUGGAACAUUCUUGAGAUCUGAGGUAAUUCAGGUAAGGAUUGAUAUAAAAAUGUACGUAUUUUUACUUUAUAUUUUGAUGCCAACUGAUUAUACUAGAAGUAAUAGCACUCCAGGUGGUAGUUAUUGAACACAAAACAGUAAAGGAUAUUAUGAUGAUAGGUAUUCUUCCAUUGCUAGUUUGGAAAAGCCCUUUCUAAAAGCCCUAUAUGUAUGUCAGUUACUUGAUUUUAUCAUCACCAGACUGUUCAGGUUUUUGGUUGAGGACAAGUUAACACCAAAAAAGUUUUUUUAACAACUCACUAGUUGAAGAAUAAGACUUUUCCUGCUUUGUGAGUAUAAAUGAUGCAGAAGCCAUCAAAAAAAGGGGAACUUUUAACUGCAAUAAUAAGCUGAAGUAUGUAAAAUAUUACAUUCUAUUAUAUGCAGUCUUGGAGUGUUUGUAGAAAAUGAUGAGCUUCAGCCAAAUCUCUGCUGAAGACUGGAUGUAAAGACUGAAGAGUGUUGGUAAAUGUGUGUAAAGUAUUUUCUAAACAAAUUGUUAAAGUACAUGUCCUCUGUAGUAAACUGAUACUUCUAUAUAGGAAUCAUUUGAGCCUAAAGUUCAGAAAUAAAUCUAUACUUGUGAAUAAAGAAACCCUAAAUAUUCAUGCAGUAAAAAAAUUAUGCGGUCUGUUAAGAAAAAUGAGUACUUUUGUGUUUGGGACUUGAAAUAAACAGUGUUCUACAAAUAAUUCCUCAA